Molecule: messenger RNA, 1125 nt
Organism: Etheostoma spectabile (orangethroat darter)
Lineage: Eukaryota; Metazoa; Chordata; Actinopteri; Perciformes; Percidae
Product: zinc finger protein 862-like
Exons: 2
Coding region: 208-1125 (305 amino acids)
Source: RefSeq, a predicted model, not a curated record
GCAGUGCUUCCUACAUUUCCCAAGAACACUGUGCUGUAAUGCUGCGUGAUGACGUUUCAUACGCCCAUUGGCUGCGUGCAGUUUGCAAUCAAACCAGCGCGAGAAACCAUGGAAACGAACGGAGCCAGAGCAGGGAGCACAGACUGAAAGAGGAGGGAGUUAGCUAGCUAGUAAAGUAAAGUCAAAAGUCAAGAUUAGCUAAACUAAAUGCGGCGGUGGUUGGGACAGACUUCUGCGGGCGAGAAGAGGAACGACGCAAGGGAUGAUGAUAUCGACAGAGAAACAAAGAAAAGAAAAUUUAAUGCCAAAUGGGUGACGGGUCGUGAAUGGCUUGUGUUUGAUCAUGAAAAUGUUGUCAUGUUUUGUCAGGAUUGCCGCACGUACGCAAAAGAAAAAAACAAAAUGAACAAUUUUGUGGUAGGAACUAAAAAUUUUAAAGUCGAGGCAGUAAAGGACCAUGAGAGUGCCCGAAGUCAUCAGGAGAGCCUGAGGAUUAAAACGGCCAAGACAGGUCGUAUUGAAGAGAGCCUUGCUGGGAGAAGUCUCACUUUAAUGAAGACGUCUGAGUUGGAGAAGAUGCAGCUACUUUUUCGAAAUGCCCACGCCAUCGGAAAAAAGGGCCGGCCUUUUACCGACUUCGCAUGGAUGUGUGAUGUGGACAGGAAGAAAGGCUUGAAGAUAGGAGAGACAUACACAAACGACUAUCAGGCAAAAGAGUUCAUACACUACAUAGCAGAGGAUGAGAGAAGAAAGAUGAGGGCAAGAUUAUCAGAUGGCAAGUUCAUCUCGGUCAUGUCAGAUGGAUCCCUCGACAGUGCAGUGAUGGAAGAAGAAAUGGUCUACGUCAGGAGUGCCAGUGAGGGGAAGGUCAAAGUUGAUUUUGUCGGGGUAAAGGCUGUCUCAAAGCCAGAUGCUACAAAUAUAGCUGAAGCAGUGUGCAGUAUAAUGGAAAGUGGAGUCAGCACUGAUUGGAAGAACAAGCUAGUGGCAAUCACCACAGAUGGAGCAUCUGUAAUGACAGGAGUAAACAAUGGUGUCGUUGCAAAACUGCGUGCAGACAGACCAAAUGUGCUGGGGAUCCACUGCAUGGCCCAUAAGCUAGAGCUUGCCUCUCAGAUGGAAUAA